Molecule: messenger RNA, 2443 nt
Organism: Patiria miniata (bat star)
Lineage: Eukaryota; Metazoa; Echinodermata; Asteroidea; Valvatida; Asterinidae
Gene: znf622
Product: zinc finger protein 622-like
Biological process (GO): ribosomal large subunit biogenesis
Cellular component (GO): preribosome, large subunit precursor
Molecular function (GO): nucleic acid binding; zinc ion binding
Source: RefSeq, a predicted model, not a curated record
CAAUGUAUGCGCUAUGCAGGUUGUGAAUUUUCUGCCACAACUUGUGGCUGCGAGACUCGUGAAAGCUGUUUUGCUGUACCUUUCCUGACUAUUUUAUUUCCAUUCUAGAAAGCAGAAAUAACACCAGAUUGCGAAAUGUCUUCCUUAUCCUUCACCUGCAUAUCCUGCCGAGUGGCAUUUGCCAGCGCUGACCUACAGAGGGCUCACUACAAGUCAGACUGGCAUCGCUACAACCUAAAGCGCAAGGUGGCUGAGAUGGUGCCGGUCACAGCGGAAGAGUUCAAACAGCGUGUGCUUGACAAGCAGGCCCAGGCUUCUGUGGCUCAGCAAGAUUCGUCAUCCUCUUGUAAGACGUGCGGGAAGCACUUCAACACAGAGAACGCGUUCACCAAUCACAUGCAGUCUAAGAAGCACAAAGAGGCGGAAGCUCGCAUUGCUAGACAACAGCAGGCAGAGGUCGACAAGAGAAAUGCUAAGAACCUUGAGAAAGGACUGGAUACGGAACCAGCCUUGGAAACAAAAGAUUUAGCUGAAGAAAAGAAAUCUGUAAGCAAAGGAGAGACGGCAACGAAGACGAAAACCCGGAAGAAAAACAAACCAGUAACAGAUCCUGAAGGUGCAGCUGGUUCAAGUCAAGACGUUGAAAUGGCUGACGAUGAUGAUGACUGGGAGGAGAUUGAAGGAGACCCCAUCGCGAUCACCGAUUGCCUGUUCUGCAGUCGCUCGUCCCAGUCGGUGGAGAAGAAUUGCAAUCACAUGACGCAGGCCCACAGUUUCUUCCUGCCCAACGUGGAGUACAUCUGUGAUCUGGAUGGUCUACUCGCCUAUCUGGGAGAGAAAGUUGGCUGCGGCUUCAUGUGUCUGUGGUGUAACGAGCGCGGGCGGAGUUUCUUCUCAUUGGACGCUGUCCAGAGACACAUGAGGGAUAAGGGGCACUGUAAGCUGCAGUACGAGGGCGACAUCAUCUACGAAUACGCCGAGUAUUACGACUUCAGACAAAGUUACCCUGACCACACAGACCCUGCCAGACAGGGUGAGACACAGGGCGAUAGUGACGAUGAGGAAGUUGACGACAGCGCCUUACAGGUCCACCAGGAGGGUUACGAGCUCAUGUUGCCUUCAGGAGCUCGUGUCGGUCACAGAGACCUGCAGCGUUACUUCCGUCAGAACGUCCCUCCGACUCGACAGAUCGUCAAGAAGAACAGCGCUGUGAUUGGCCGGAUAAUGACGCAGUACAAAGCCCUUGGCUGGAGCGGGGAUAAAGGUGAGGCAUCCGAGAAGCGGGUCCGAGACUUGCGCUACGUUCAGAAGUUCCGCUCCAGGAAGGACCUGCACCUGAGAGUGAAGGCUAACAAGUUUCAGCCGCACUUCCGUCCUCAGGUCAUCUUCUGAGGAGGCGAUUGUUGCUGCUUCACACGCAGGUUCAGUGGUUGCAUCAGCCACAGGAUCAGGGAUCUGUUGUCCAUCAGCAAGCUGCUUCACCAACAUAUUUUUUUUUGGUCAUAUACUCAAGUAAUUUACCUGAACACUGAUGAGUGGCCCGCACUCGAUUUUAAGGAAACUUUACGCAAUGAAAGUCCACUUGUGCCCAAUUUAUUGCACAAGUUAAGCAAAAUUUCACGCGGGUAACAUUUCACUUGGGACAAUGUCACGAAAGUGUCGUAGUACGCAAGUCAGCGAAUUGUGCAACAAAUAAUGGCGUAACUUGGGCAACCAUUUUAGGUGGCGUAAGUUGUGGCAUAGCAACUGAACACGACCUUAUUUUACCAGCAAAUCUUUAUCGUCGUUGAGCCUGUUACUGCACAAUUUAUCAAGGUUGAUACUAGACACUCACAACUUUGUGUUUGAAGUAGAAGAUUAGUUAUUUUACUUGUGACAGAGUUUUUGAGUUGCCACUCGAUUCCAAAGAAAGUAGGACAAAAAUAUUUUCAAAAUGACGGGCGGAGGCGACUCAACGACUGUUUCGAGACUAAAAAUAAUAAUCAUACACAAACAGCCAUUACGCAAGUUACGCACUGUUCCGUGAAAUCAACUGCAGUUGCAGUAACACUGCAGAAAUAUACAUGUAUCAUUUUAGAAGAUGCCACACUACUGUUAAAUCAUACAUCUUUAUUUUUCUCCAAUGUGCAUGAAUAAGCUCAUUAUACAGAUAAAUUGAAUUUGCGUAAGAAACCCAAAUAUUAUGAAUGAAGACUUAUAAAUGUAUUGUACAUGUAUUUUUUAUUAAGAUAUCUGCCAUUGUAUUAAAGUUAUGUUUGAUUUUUGGUUCGCCAACAAAAAAUCACGUAAGUGAUUUGUGGAUGCUGUACUGAUUCAACUCUUUCAGUUUAGCCAGAUGAGAUCUGCUCACCAUUUUCAGAAGUUUAAUACAAUUGAUAACUCUAAUAUUGUUGAACAUCAUUAAGAAAUCUUUAUGCUGUAUUCAAUAAAUAUAAAAAUUUGA